AUGUCGAAACAGCGGGGAACUGCACCAGUGGGUGCGAAUUGUGGACUAUGUCAACAGCCGGAUACUAGCCGUAUGGUAGCGUGUGAUUCCUGUGAACAGUGGUUUCACUUUGCGUGUGUUGGUGAGGAUUCGAGUGUUGAGGAUCGGGAGUGGAUCUGCGCGAGUUGUGUUGCCGCAGCUAAUCAACCUCCGGCUGGCACGUCGACACCCAAAAACAACAACAACGCCGGUGCAAUACCAAGGUCGGGGAAUAAUUUACCAACGGAUCCGAGACUGGAAGAACUUCUGCAGCAGCAGGUGUCCAAGCAGCUAGCGGCUAUGCAGGCGCAGUUUGACCGGAUGUUAAAAGAAAAGGAAGAACAACAGGCAAAGGAGCUCAACGAUCAACGGGAAAGAUACGAGCAAAGGCUUAAAGAUACGGAGCAGCGUGUGAUGGAGCAGGUAACUUCGACCCUGCGUGGUGGAUCAGCAGCAGGUUUGGGAGCAAACCAAACGUCGCAGAUGGCCAAUGUUGGAGCGGCUAGAGGUGCUGCUCGGAGUGAGCGACCUAUGUUUUUAUUAGAAAGUGCAUCUACGGCGGGAGGUUCUGCAACCCAAAACCCGCAAGCGAUCAACAGUGGAGCGACAAGCAACGUACGGUGUAAUCAACCUAUGGCAUGGUUACCUGGUGCCGGGCCUCUAGCGAGUUCGACGACGAACCCACUGCCGCAGAUUCAUGCUGGCGAAGCGAGCUGCGACGCUCUUGCUCAGGAGUUGAAGCUGUUGGAGGAUAGGCAGGCUAUGGAGCGAAAGCAUUUCGAGGAGCGGCGGCAACUGCUGCAGCGGCGAAUGGCGGUGAAUGUUGGUCCGACCAGUGGAGGUACCGGCCUGAAUCCAGAAUCGGCGGCAUUUCAACCGAGUGUUGGCAGUUUCUGCGGUGCGACUGGAGGUGAUGCUGGGAUAAGGGCUCAAGCGACGGCGUUCUUGCCAAGUUUUGGUGGCUUACAUGGUGCUGCGGGCGGUGCGACUGGAGGUGGUGCCGGAAUACGGAGUCAAACGACGGCGUUCUUGCCGAGUUUUGGUGGCCCACAUGGUGCUGCGGGUGGUGGAGUUGGAUUCAAUUCCCAAGCGACAACUGUUGGAGGUGGUUUCGGGUUUACAACGUUGAACCAGAGUCAGAUCUCGGCGCGGCAUGUUCUGAACAAGGAGCUUCCCUGUUUCGCUGGUAAUCCAGAAGAGUGGCCUCUUUUUAUUGCGAGCUACGAGAGCUCCAGCAGGAUCUGUGGGUUCAGCGAUGAGGAGAACAUGCUGCGGCUUCAGCGGUGCCUAAAAGGGAGAGCUUUGGAAGCAGUGCGAUGGCGUUUGAUGCAUCCCCAGAAUCUGCCAGGAGUGAUCGAGUUGUUGAAAAACCUAUUUGGGAGACCCGAAGCUAUCGUCUUCUCGUUCAUCAAGAAGAUCCGGGAAUUGCCGCCACCGAAGGAGGAGAAGCUGCAGACGCUCAUAGACUUCGGCGUGGCUGUUCAAAACGUCUGUGCCACCAUUACUGCAUCCGGUUUGGACGACUACAUGUUGAUUGGCAAACUUCCGACAUCCUAUAGCAUGAGCUGGGCGUUUCAUCGACAGGGAUUGCCAAGGGCAACGCUCUGGGAGUUCGGCGAAUGGCUGGGAAUGGUUGUUCAGGCUGCGAGCACUAUUACGUUGCCUUCAGUAAAUGCUCCAAAAGUUGAAAGACGUGGUAGAAAGGACGAUAACUUUAUCAACGUGCACUCGGAGACUUGCUGCUGCAUCGACGCUCCACCGAUGGAAUGUCCUAGUACUGCCCCAAAGUCUAGGAGUUGCAUCGUGUGUCAAAAGGAUUGCAGCGGUCUCGAGAAAUGUCAGAAGUUCCUUGAUUGGGAUGUUGGAUCUCGCUGGACGGUGGUUAAGGAGCAGAAUUUGUGUAGGAAGUGCCUUCGAAAACACUAUGGAGCCUGCCAGGUGAAGGAGCCAUGCGGAAAGAAUGGGUGCACGUAUAAGCACAGCAGUUUGCUGCAUGACGACAAGCGGUAUAGUACGCCGGCGAAUCCUGCGGAAAGUUGUAACAUGCAUUCCAAGGCAAUGCGGAGAGUCCUGUUCCGUUACGUUCCGGUGACUAUCUACGGUAGGGGAAAGCAGGUCAACACCUAUGCGUUUCUCGAUGAUGGAUCGUCUGCUACCUUGAUGGAGCAUAGUCUGCUGAAGGAGUUGGGGUUGAAAGGCACUUCCUAUCCGCUGUGCCUCGACUGGACUGGUGGUCAAAGCCGCGAAGAAAACGAAUCGGUCGUACUAGCAGUGAAGAUUUCCGGAAUCAGCGGAGUGCCUGAUGUGUUCGAGAUGCCAGAGGUCCACACGGUUCGGGAUCUUUCUCUUCCGAAGCAGUCGGUGUCGAUACCAAAGAUGGUGGAGAAGUACAGCUAUCUCGCAGGUUUACCGCUGCAGUCAUACGAGAGUGCCUCUCCGCGAAUCCUUAUCGGAAUGAACAACUGCCGUCUAGGAAGCUCGUUGAGGAGCAUUGAAGGAGGUGAGAACGAGCCAAUGGUGUCCAAGACACGACUCGGCUGGAUACUGUACGGUCCCUGUUCAUCGGAGCCCGGUGCGAGGAAUUCUGAUUAUAGUGGCCACCACAGUUUCCACAUCCGCCCGUGCGUCAAGGAGGACGUAAAGGAACUGAAUGCAGCACUUAAGGAGUAUUUUUCGAUCGAGUCGCUGGGGAUUGCCGGAGCGUCAAGGUCGAUGCUGUCGAAGGAUGGAGAGCGCGCUUUGAAGAUCCUGUCCACCGAAACGCGGCUGAUAGAAAACCGCUACGAGACCGGAUUAUUGUGGCGUUAUGACCAAAUAAACUUGCCGAGUAGCAGAGGAAUGGCCCUGAAGCGUCUGGACUGUCUACUAAAGCGGCUGAAGCGAGACCCUGAUCUAGCGGCCGCGAUGUCAGCGAAAAUGUCCGACUACGAGGAGAAGGGGUACAUUCGACGACUUUCCGCUCAGGAAAAGGCGGAGAAACAUUCGAACGACUGGUUCUUGCCGAUAUUUCCGGUUACGAAUCCAAACAAGCCAGGAAAGAUUCGCGUUGUAUUCGACGCAGCAGCCAAGGUCAACGGAGUUUCCCUCAAUUCGUAUCUGCUUACGGGUCCCGAUCAGCUAACGUCCCUGUUAUCAGUCCUCUUCAAGUUCCGGGAGUUCAGCGUUGCCGUCGUUGGAGACAUUCGAGAAAUGUUUUUCCAGGUCGCCAUGAAGAAGCAAGACCAGCGAAGCCAGAUGAUUCUGUGGACCAGUGGAAAUGAGAGCGGAGAUCCCGAGGUGUAUGUAGUGACGGUGAUGACCUUUGGGGCGGCAUGUUCUCCAAGCAGUGCACACUACGUGAAGAAUCGAAACGCUGACCGAUUCGAGGAGCAGGCGGUGCAGUGUAUCAAGUACGAGCACUACGUUGAUGACAUGCUGACAAGCGUCGAAACCGAGGAGGAGGCGGUGAAGCUAGCUGAUGAGGUAAGAUGGAUCCAUGCGCAAGGAGGUUUCGAGAUCCGAAACUGGCUUUCAAACUCCAGUUAUGUCGUUAAAAGUCUGCAUGAGGAGCCAAUCGUGGAGAAGAACCUUAGUGUCGGUCCGGAGAUGUCAACAGAAAAGGUCCUCGGAAUGUGGUGGGACACUACAACCGACACCUUCACAUUCAAGUUGUCACCGAAACACGACGCGGAGCUGCUAUCUGGUGCCAGGAUACCUACGAAACGGGAAGUCCUCAGAACCCUGAUGACAGUGUACGACCCUAUGGGGCUCAUCGGUAACUUCCUGAUCUACCUCAAGAUUCUGCUGCAGGAGAUUUGGCGCUCCGGAUCUGGCUGGGACGACGAGAUCAACGCGCGACUAACCGAAAAGUGGCUGACGUGGAUCGAAACUUUGCCGAAUGUCCGACAGGUCAGGAUUCCUCGUUGCUACCGUACUACGACAUCCGCUGAAUCCAGUAACAGCAUCGAACUCCACAUCUUCUGUGAUGCCAGCGAGAAUGGAAUGGCUGCCGUGGCAUACUUCAGAUUCGAGGAAGAAGGGAAGGUGGAGUGUGCUCUGAUCGGAUCGAAAACUCGUGUGGCGCCGUUGAAAUUUCUCUCGAUUCCUCGCCUCGAGCUGCAAGCCGCAGUAGUUGGAGCACGUCUCGCCGGCAGCAUUGUGAGUUCGCAUAGAAUCCGGAUCACACGACGCAUUUUCUGGACCGAUUCCCGCGACGUAGUCUGCUGGCUACGGUCCGAUCAUCGGCGCUAUAGCCAAUUUGUGGCCUUCAGGAUCAGCGAACUGCUCGAUACGACGGAAGUGGGAGAGUGGAGAUGGCUGCCGACCAAGCAGAACGUAGCGGACGAAGGAACGAAGUGGCAAAGGUUGCCGGACUUUCAGCCGGAAAGUCGUUGGUUUCGAGGACCAGACUUCCUACGAGAACCCGAAAAUUCGUGGCCUGGCGAUGCUGGAGAUCAAGGAACGACUAUGGAAGAGAUCCGUGCCAGCGUUCUACACCACCAAGGAACUAAACCACUGAUCAUUUCAUUCGAACGUUUUUCGAAAUGGAAACGACUUUUGCGGUCCGUCGGAUACCUACAUCGUUACUUCAUCAACUUUCAAAACACCGUCAAGAAAACCACCCUAGUAAGAGGCGCUCUGACGCAGGAGGAGUUGAAGCUGGCUGAGAACACGAUCUACCGAUGUGUUCAGCAGCAGGCUUUCCCGGACGAAGUUCGAUUGAUUGGCAGCCGAGUAAAAGAAGAUUCGCCUUGGGAACGUACUCUACCGAAAUCCAGUGCGCUGUACAAACUGAAUCCAGUCAUCGAUAAGCACGGUGUUCUACGAAUGCGAGGACGUAUCGGUGCCUGUGAAUGGGCAGAUGAGGCUACGAAAGAUCCCGUUAUACUCCCGAGGCAACAUCAUGUUACCAACCUGUUGAUUGCUGAUUACCAUGCUACGUAUCAUCAUCAGAACCACCAAACAGCACUCAACGAAAUCCGCCUCAAGUACAACAUUCCUCGUCUCCGCUCUGAGUUUGACCGAGUCCGAAGAAACUGCCAACGGUGCAAAAUCCGACAAGCGAACCCGAAACCUCCCGCGAUGGGGAACCUUCCGCCCGCCCGGUUGGCAGCGUAUCAGCGCCCAUUCUCGUACACCGGAAUCGACUACUUUGGCCCAAUGUCUGUGUUAGUUGGCAGACGUACCGAAAAGCGAUGGGGAGUCCUGCUCACCUGUAUGACUACCAGAGGAGUGCACAUCGAGAUCGCGCAUUCGCUGAACACAGACUCGUGCAUCUUGGCGCUGCGUAAUUUCAUCGCGAGGAGAGGUUCGCCCUUGGAGAUCCUGAGCGACCGGGGUACCAACUUCAUCGGAGCCUCUAGGGAGUUAUGCGAGGCAUUGAAGCAGAUCGACGAAGAACGUCUGAAGGUGGAAUUCGUCAGCCCGACCACCAAAUGGACGUUCAACCCUCCAGCCGCUCCACAUUUUGGUGGCUGCUGGGAGCGCCUGAUACAGUCGGUGAAGAGAACUAUGAACGACUUCGACCCCCCGCGUUUACCCUCGGACGAGAUUCUUCGUUCCAUGUUGAUGGAGAUCGAGAUGAUCCUGAACUCUCGACCGCUAACCGACAUACCGAUCGACAACGACAGUGAACCACCCCUCACACCCAAUCACUUUUUGUUAGGGUCAUCUAACGGCAGUAAGCCCCCGAUCAUUUUCGACGACAGACCGAUUGUGCUGAAGCGUUCCUGGAAGAUGGCACAACAGUACGCAGACACGUUCUGGAAGAGUCCGUGA
Molecule: messenger RNA, 5775 nt
Organism: Uranotaenia lowii
Lineage: Eukaryota; Metazoa; Arthropoda; Insecta; Diptera; Culicidae
Exons: 3
Coding region: 1-5775 (1924 amino acids)
Biological process (GO): DNA integration
Molecular function (GO): nucleic acid binding
Source: RefSeq, a predicted model, not a curated record